Molecule: messenger RNA, 1638 nt
Organism: Humulus lupulus (European hop)
Lineage: Eukaryota; Viridiplantae; Streptophyta; Magnoliopsida; Rosales; Cannabaceae
Product: histone acetyltransferase of the MYST family 2-like
Exons: 9
Coding region: 50-1375 (441 amino acids)
Biological process (GO): regulation of DNA-templated transcription
Molecular function (GO): histone acetyltransferase activity
Source: RefSeq, a predicted model, not a curated record
GUUAUAUUGAUAAUCCGAAAAUCCGUUACUGUUUUUUUUUCAACCAACGAUGGGUUCCUUGGAUCCACCACAAGCAGAGAACGGUUACUCUAACGCCGGUAAAUCAGACGGCGCCCACCAAUCCACCGGCGAUGAUGGAGUUCCGCCAGCCCAUAGGGAAAUGACGACGGAUUCCGACUCUUUGAAGAGGCGCAAGACGAGCAUGCUUCCCUUAGAGGUCGGCACGAACGUCAUGUGCCGUUGGAGGGACAACAAGUACCACCCCGUUAAGGUCAUCGAACGCCGGAAAUUGCCUUACUCUGCUCCCAAUGAUUACGAGUAUUACGUCCAUUACACUGAAUUUAAUAGGAGGCUUGAUGAAUGGGUGAAGCUUGAACAACUUGAUCUUGAUUCAGUACAGGCUGUUGUUGAUGAGAAAGUAGAGGACAAGGUUACAAGCUUGAAAAUGACACGUCAUCAAAAGAGAAAAAUUGAUGAGACACAUAUAGAGGGUGGACAUGAGGAGCUUGAUGCUGCCAGCUUGCGUGAACACGAAGAAUUCACAAAAGUGAAAAAUAUAGCAACUAUUGAACUUGGAAGAUAUGAGAUUGAGACAUGGUACUUCUCCCCUUUUCCACCAGAGUACAAUGAUUGUUUAAAGUUGUAUUUUUGUGAGUUUUGCCUCAAUUUCAUGAAGCGCAAGGAGCAGCUUCAAAGGCAUAUGAGGAAGUGUGAUCUCAAGCAUCCCCCUGGUGAUGAGAUUUAUAGAAGUGGUACGCUCUCAAUGUUUGAGGUUGAUGGCAAGAAGAACAAAGUUUAUGGGCAGAACCUUUGUUAUUUGGCGAAACUGUUUCUUGAUCACAAGACCCUUUACUAUGAUGUUGACCUCUUUCUAUUUUAUGUUUUAUGUGAAUGUGAUGAUCGGGGAUGCCACAUGGUUGGAUAUUUUUCCAAGGAAAAGCAUUCUGAGGAGUCCUAUAAUUUGGCAUGCAUUCUUACGCUUCCACCUUAUCAAAGGAAAGGCUAUGGAAAAUUUUUGAUUGCCUUCUCAUAUGAACUUUCCAAGAAAGAAGGUAAAGUUGGCACACCAGAAAGACCCCUCUCUGAUUUAGGCCUUUUGAGCUACAGAGGAUACUGGACGAGGGUACUUUUGGACAUCUUGAAAAAACACAAGGGCAAUAUUUCUAUAAAGGAGCUGAGUGACAUGACGGCCAUAAAGGCAGAUGACAUAUUGACGACCCUACAAGGUCUAGAAUUGAUCCAGUACAGGAAGGGGCAGCAUGUAAUCUGUGCAGAUCCAAAGGUUCUGGAUCGUCAUCUAAAAGCAGCGGGUCGUGGGGGUCUCGAGGUUGAUGUUAGCAAGCUGAUCUGGACCCCAUACAAAGAGCAAGGUUGACUGACUUCUCUUCUCUUCGACUAUAAGGUUUCCUUUCCAGAUAAAAAAAAGACACUAGAGUUGAGUGGUCACUUCUUUUGCUUGUAUAAUAUAUAACCAAACAUAGUGGACUCCAUCUCCAGACUAUAUAUAGACUUAUGAAACACAAAAUGGUCCAUUGUUUCGUAUUCCUAGCCUAGGGUCUUUAAUUAGUCUUGACAUUACCAUUUGUUUCUGAUUUAUCUUUUACAUGUUAAUAAUAUUAGUUAUUUACGACUUCACAA